UGUGGAAGGAAUCUCUAUAUUUUGACUAAGCACGAAAGAGUCUUCAUGAAAGGGUCUAUACAUGGGCACAGUGGCUAAUGAUGCUCAUUCAUAUGAAAUGAGAGUAGCAUGUAGAAUUGGGAGAAUAACUUGAAAAGUGAAUAGGAGGUUCCAUUUUAGCAGAAGAAGAGGUUUCCUGGUAUCUUGCUUCCCCAGUCUCUGCAUAAAGACAGUGUGAAGUUGCCUUUGCACAAUGGAAGUGCAGGUUUUUUUCUUUGAGAUAAAGAAACGUGCCUUGGCUCCUAGAAGUUACUUGAUACAAGAGGCUCAGAGUCCAUGCCUUUCUGUAUCACACUUUCGUGGAAAUGGGAUGCAUUUUGCCUCCUUUUAGUGGUUCAGGACUUCUGAUCUCUGUUUCGAGUUUGCACAAGAGAUGUCAGGCGAGCAGGGGAUGUCUGAUUUUAUCAACUGUAACUUUGCAGCUGAAAGGAAUACACCAACUUAAACCAUUUUUUAUGGUGAGGAUAUGUUGGUAACAAUUCCCAGUUGCUAGGGGAAUAUUUUUGAGGCUCGCUUGAGAUAUCUGCUAGAGUGAUUGGCUUAUGAUAUCAACUGUUUCCUGUUUGGCCAAAUUUGCUCCUUGUUACCUUUUUCCAUUAAUAAGCAAUGGUACAGAACUAAAAGACGUGGGAAAUUCAGUGCGAUUAAAAUGAACAGUUUCCCUGCAUAUCUUGAGAAAGUCCUUUGCUUGUUUUAGUGUCCCGAGAAUCUAAAGAAUCAGUAUUUCGUUGCCUGUUCAGCAUUCAGUGUAAAGCAGGAGGGAUUGCAGAUCCUCGACCUGUUAGUCCAUGGAAAAUAUGUUGUAGGCAGAGUGAAAUGGCUCUGCUUGUCCAGCCUCGAGGAGGGAUGGUGAGAAGAUUCAUUUUAAGCUCCAUCGAGAUCAAAGAUUGAUUGCUAUUGCUGAUAUUGAUUCAGAUUUACGUAUGACUUUUUGAUAUCAAACUUUUAAUGGAUAAGGAAACUUAAAUUUAGACCCUGAUGAUUUGGCUGCUCAAUUAGAGGCUGUGGAUCUAAGUUAAUUAUCUGCAUGGGCUGGCAUACAAGGCUACUAUUGCAACCCAGUAUAUGUGCAUCAACCGCUGUCCAUGUUAGGUUUACAUCCAGCUGCUUGAUAGCCAUAUUGAGACUCAUCAGAUCUGUUUUGUUCGUCCGGGAGGAGAAUCAGCUCUGCCUCAGGGAUCAGCUCUCAUAAUUUUGUGUUAUCAGUCUGAGUGGUUCCGUUUUUGAUUUAGUAUUUGAGUUUGUUCGAUUGGGUCAGCUUUUGGCAGUUUCAAGUGCUGAUUGGCCUGAAAAACCUUUCGUUCCUGUCCUCAUAGUGUAACUUGGGAAUACCCUACCAAAGAGAUUGGUGGUAUGAUGUGCGAUCUUUCGAUGGCGGAUCAGUGACUUUCAUAUAACAAGGGCAGUGUCGAGCGUGGACAACUACAGUUGUAUCCUUGUGCUAAUUCUGAGAGAUUGUAGAUUUUCUUUUGAGUGCAGUCUCUGUUCUAUUUCUUUCCCCGCAUCCUUUUCUGGGAGCAAGAUAUUUCACUGUGCUAUUGUUGGCUUUGCUAUCCCACUGUUGUAGUGCCAAGAAUGCAGCAGAAUUAUGAACCAAAUUUUCCGACACAAAUUUGAGGAAACAUACGGUGAUGUGGCAUUAGUAUUGAAUGAUUAUGGUAUUACAAUGACAAAAAUGUUGGAUCCCUGUAAAGUUUUCUCUUCUGUGGGCAAUGCUUAUUCACUAACUGUUGAGGGACCUGCUGUCAGAACCCUUGACGUGUCUGAUCUUUACAGUGUUCAUUGCUGGUAUGAGCUGUUUGAGUUUAAGUCUCUUGGCGGCAACAUCAUCUUGUAGGGAAAAUGAAGAAAAUCAGAUUUAGGGGACACUUCUAGUCCAUUCAAAAGUUGUCAGUUGUGUGGUCUAUUAUGCAAUUGGUUGAUGCCAGAAUUGCUUUCUCAAUCUUUUGGGGGGACUGAGAUCCAAAUUCCGUUUCAAUUAAUUUUGGACUAUGCAAUGGCAGACUGACUUGUGUUUUCAUAGCAUUUGUUUGACUCCUUGCCAUCCCUUUCUUGUUAUACAAAACGAAUUAUGCUGGAUAGAGACACAGGCCGUCCCCGUGGAUUUGGGUUUAUAACCUAUGCUGAUCGUCGUGGUAUGGAGGAUGCUAUCAGAGAGAUGCAUGGACGUGAAUUUGGUGACCGUAUCAUUUCAGUGAACAAAGCUCAACCCAAAAUGGCAGAUGAUGUAGACCAUGCCUAUCGUGGAGGAGGCUACUCAUCUGGGGGCCGGGGAAAUUAUGGAGGAGACAGGCCUGCUGCACAAGAUGAAUGCUUCAAAUGUGGUCGCCUCGGUCAUUGGGCUCGUGAUUGCCCCUCGGCAGGUGGUGGACGAGGUGGGGGUGGUCCUCCACUCCCACAUUCUCGUUACGGAGGGGCUGGUGGUGGUGGAGAUCGUUUCGGAGGAGAACGUGAUCGUUUCAUUGAUGACCGCUAUGAUGGAGGCCGUUAUGGGGAUAGGGACCGCUUUGAGAGCAGAGAUGUGAAAUAUGCUGGCCGUGAUCGCUAUGUUGGCGACAGGUACCCAUCUGGUGAUCGCUUUGCCAGCGACAGAUAUGGUGGUUCAGAUCGCUAUGCUCAGAACGGUUUCAACAAAGAUAGAGGCUAUGACAGGGAUGCUGGCCCACGAGGAGGUGGUGAUAGGUAUGGAAGUGGAGGGCCGGCGCGUAAUGAGGAUCGAAGCUACCGAAGUAGGGCGGGUCCUUAUGACCGCCCAAGCCGGGGAGGAGGGCGCCCAUCUUCAUUUGAGCGCUAUUGAACACUCAGGAGUGCGCUCUGGCUAUCCUGCUUUCAGUCUUGUUUAGGCUCUAAGUCCCGCAUAUCUUCAUGUAGGAUGUUCCAGCGGCGACAACUUAGCAUGUUUUGCGGACCUAUUAUUUUUCAUUUGCUUUUCAUCUGUUCUAUGUCUGCUCAUCUUCCUACCAACUGGCGUUUUCUAUGAAAACUUAGGUCAUGUGUUUUCAUGUACGUGCUGCUUCCAUAUAUAAAUAUGAUGAGGCUGAUCUGCUUG
Messenger RNA from Rhodamnia argentea, 3088 nucleotides. RefSeq names its product glycine-rich RNA-binding protein RZ1C. Gene Ontology annotation, molecular function: zinc ion binding; RNA binding. The coding region runs from base 2111 to 2836 and encodes 241 amino acids. The transcript is spliced from 3 exons. Lineage: Eukaryota; Viridiplantae; Streptophyta; Magnoliopsida; Myrtales; Myrtaceae. The record is from RefSeq and is a predicted model, not a curated record.